Molecule: messenger RNA, 2628 nt
Organism: Saccharomyces cerevisiae S288C
Lineage: Eukaryota; Fungi; Ascomycota; Saccharomycetes; Saccharomycetales; Saccharomycetaceae
Gene: ZIP1
Product: Zip1p
Exons: 1
Coding region: 1-2628 (875 amino acids)
Cellular component (GO): nucleus; chromosome
Source: RefSeq, marked reviewed
AUGUCAAACUUUUUUAGAGAUAGUUCAAUGGGAUUCAAGCCUCGACCAAACAUCUUCGCUAAGCUGAGAGUCAGAGAUGUAGAUUCAGAUUCUUCCGCUAAUACUGUUGUCGAGAAUUCAUCCAACUGUUUAGACGUGGGUUCUUCUAUAGAGGGAGAUGAUACCUUCAAAAAACCCCACAAAACUUCUACCGAACAAGAACUGAUUACAAGUAUGAGCCUUAGUCAGAGAAACCAUGGUUAUUCUGAUGAUAUGGAAAUAGGUUCACCAAAAAAAACAACAUCAACAGACCAAUACAACAGAAUUUUAAAAAAUGAUGUUGCCGCAAUUGAAAAUGAUACUGAUGAAGAUUUUGAAAUUACAGAAGUAAGAGAAGUGAGUGAAGGAGUAGCAAAAGAAACGAAAGAAAGUCAUGGGGAUCCUAACGAUUCUGAGACAACUCUCAAGGAUAGUAAAAUGCAUGAAUAUACUAUGACAAAUGGAAAGGCUCCUUUGCACACGUCCAUCAAUAAUUCUAGUACAUCUUCAAAUGAUGUCCUGUUAGAAGCCUUCACAAACACUCAAAGAAUAUGUUCAAAUUUAAAGCAAGAGCUACAAAAGCAGCAACAGGAUAAUGCAAAGUUGAAAGUUCGACUACAGUCGUAUGCUUCCAAUUCUGAUAAGAUCAAUGAAAAAGUCGGAAAAUAUAAAUCUUGUUUAGAAACUCUUCAAGAAAGGAUUGCAACGUUGACGAGCCAUAAGAAUAAUCAAGAAACUAAAUUGAAAGAUUUAAGACAAAACCACCAACUAUAUCAGAGAAGGAUAAGCGGAUUUAAGACAAGUAUUGAAAACUUGAACAAAACAAUAAAUGAUUUAGGGAAGAACAAAAAGGAGGCGGAUGCAGAAUUAAUGAAAAAAGGUAAAGAGAUUGAAUACCUGAAAAGAGAACUAGAUGAUUGUUCAGGUCAGUUGAGCGAAGAAAAAAUCAAAAACAGUUCCUUAAUACAGGAAAUGGGAAAAAAUAGAGAAGAAAUGAUUAAAUCAAUUGAGAAUUUCUUUUCAGAAGAUAAAGCACACCAUUUACUGCAAUUUAACAAAUUCGAAGAAAGAGUUCAUGAUUUGUUUGAAAAAAAAUUACAAAAGCACUUCGAUGUGGCAAAAGAUACCCUUAACGUAGGCUUGAGGAACACCACUGUAGAGUUGAGUAGUAAUACAGAGACCAUGCUAAAGCAGCAAUAUGAAGAUAUCAAAGAAAAUCUUGAACAAAAAAUGUCAUCCAGUAAGGAUGAAAUGGCAAAAACAAUAAAUGAGCUGAGUGUAACGCAAAAAGGACUUAUAAUGGGAGUACAAGAAGAACUAUUAACGUCAUCAGGGAAUAUUCAAACUGCUUUGGUAAGUGAAAUGAAUAACACAAGGCAAGAGCUUCUUGAUGAUGCGUCUCAAACAGCCAAAAAUUACGCGAGUUUGGAAAACUUGGUGAAGGCAUAUAAGGCAGAAAUAGUUCAGUCGAAUGAGUAUGAAGAAAGGAUAAAACAUUUGGAGAGUGAAAGGUCAACUUUGUCUUCACAAAAAAAUCAGAUUAUUAGCUCUCUUGGUACUAAAGAAGCACAAUAUGAAGAUUUGGUCAAAAAGUUGGAGGCGAAGAAUAUCGAAAUUUCACAAAUUUCUGGCAAAGAACAAAGUUUAACUGAAAAAAAUGAAAACCUUUCUAAUGAACUGAAAAAAGUCCAGGAUCAACUAGAAAAACUCAACAAUUUGAACAUCACAACAAAAUCAAAUUACGAAAAUAAAAUAUCUUCUCAGAAUGAAAUUGUGAAGGCUUUAGUUUCCGAAAACGACACUCUGAAGCAAAGAAUUCAACAGCUAGUAGAAAUCAAAGAAAAUGAACAGAAGGAUCAUACAACCAAACUGGAGGCUUUCCAAAAGAACAAUGAGCAGCUACAAAAGCUAAACGUCGAAGUAGUACAACUGAAGGCUCAUGAAUUGGAGCUUGAAGAGCAGAAUAGGCACUUAAAAAAUUGUUUAGAAAAAAAGGAAACUGGUGUUGAAGAAUCACUAAGCGAUGUAAAAACCCUAAAACAGCAAGUGAUAGUUCUGAAAUCGGAGAAGCAAGAUAUAACAGCUGAAAAGUUAGAACUUCAAGAUAACCUCGAAAGUUUGGAAGAAGUCACCAAAAAUUUACAGCAAAAGGUGCAAUCGCAAAAGAGGGAAUUAGAACAGAAGAUUAAAGAGCUAGAAGAGAUAAAAAACCAUAAACGGAACGAGCCUAGUAAAAAAGGUACACAAAAUUUUACUAAACCAUCAGAUUCACCCAAAAAAAAUGCUACGACGUCCAACUUAUUUCCUAAUAACUCUGCUGCCAUUCACUCUCCUAUGAAAAAGUGUCCUAAGGUGGAUCAUAUAAGUAAGUCAAGAAUUAAUUCAUCCAAAGAAACAUCCAAAUUUAACGAUGAGUUCGAUCUUUCUUCAUCAUCAAAUGACGACCUAGAGUUAACCAACCCUUCCCCAAUCCAAAUUAAACCAGUGAGAGGAAAAAUCAAGAAGGGUUCAAAUUGCAUGAAACCUCCAAUUUCUUCAAGAAAAAAAUUACUACUAGUAGAAGACGAAGACCAGUCAUUAAAAAUAAGCAAGAAAAGGAGAAGGAAAUAG